AUGACCUCUUGGAGCCCAGAGGGAAGCCAGAGCCCAGGGGUCCUGGACCCCCAUCUUUCUAGAAUCCUGUUCCUGCUGCUACUAAUUGUGGCCCCCUCAGUCCAGGAGGUCACCCCAAACCCUGAAGCCUGCCAGGUGGACCAGUCAAGCAAUGGCAGCUCCGUCAGCUGCUCCCCACCUGCCAAACUCCCCCGGCAGCUCCCGGCCGACACCGUCAUGCUGUCUGUGGAGUUCUUCAAUCUCACCCAGCUGCCACCCGAGACCCUCCAGGGCGUCGCUAACCUCCAGGAACUGCACCUUUCCAGCAAUGGGCUGGAGACGCUGUCAGACAAGCUUCUGUUGCCUGUGCCUCAGCUGAAGGUGCUCGAUCUGACCCUCAACGCCCUCACCCGGCUGCCACCCGGCCUCUUCCAGGGCUCCGCCGCCCUCCACACCCUGGUGCUGAACCAGAACCAGCUGGGAGCCCUGGAGACCUCGUGGCUGCAGGGCCUGAAGGCCCUGAGACACCUGGACCUAUCUGGGAACCGCCUCCGGACACUGCCCCCCGGGCUGCUGGCCAACUUCACCGACCUGCGCGUCCUUAACCUUGGCAGUAACCAGCUGGAGACUUUGCCCUCUGACCUUCUGAGGGGCCCCCUGCAGUUGGAAUGGCUGUACCUGGAGGGCAACAGGCUGCAAGCACUGGAAGGGGGCCUGCUGGAGCCCCAGCCGAGCCUGAGCUACCUUUUUUUGAGCGGCAACCGGCUGGCCACGGUGGCGGCCAGCGCCUUCCGAGGCCUGAAGCAGCUGGACAUGCUGGACCUGUCCAACAACUCGCUGAGCACCGUGCCCAGGGGGCUCUGGGCGUCCGUGGGGCAGCGUGGGGCAGCCCGGGACAUGAAGGAGGGCUUUGACGUCUCUGGGAACCCCUGGAAUUGCGACCAGAGCUUGGAGGACUUCUAUCAGUGGCUCGUGGACAAUAGAGACAAGAUGUUUUUCCGGAACAGCACGUGCUGCAUUGAGCCCAAAGCCAUGCAGGGCCAGACCCUCCUGGGCGCAGCCAUGGCUCAUGUGA
This is a messenger RNA of Pipistrellus nathusii (Nathusius's pipistrelle), 1054 nucleotides long. NCBI's taxonomy places the organism in Eukaryota, Metazoa, Chordata, Mammalia, Chiroptera, Vespertilionidae. The record is from the annotation of a GenBank genome assembly.